Molecule: messenger RNA, 1348 nt
Organism: Olea europaea var. sylvestris
Lineage: Eukaryota; Viridiplantae; Streptophyta; Magnoliopsida; Lamiales; Oleaceae
Exons: 4
Coding region: 1-1227 (408 amino acids)
Biological process (GO): rRNA base methylation
Cellular component (GO): cytoplasm
Molecular function (GO): rRNA (uridine-N3-)-methyltransferase activity
Source: RefSeq, a predicted model, not a curated record
AUGGGAAUUGUGUAUAGUUUCAUCACAUCCUUGGGCAGUAAAGGAGAAAAUGAAGAAAGGUCGGAAGAACCAUAUUCAUGUUCUUUCCUUGCAUCAGUGUGUAAGAUAUUCAAUAAUCUAUGGAGGAAGAUCUACUGUACUAUUUUAUUUGCAAAACCAAGAAAACCAGACCCUAUACUUCCUGUUGAAAAUCGUGCUGUUUUACGAGAGAUUUCUUCGCCUACUUCAGAUUCAUCUUUGUACUCAUGCCAAAGUGCUGCCUAUGUCCCCCCUUUAGAUUUGGAGUGGCAGAGGAUUUAUUCCGACAGGGAUUACUCAAACACAGAAAAUGAAGCGCAUGCUAUUGCUGCAUGGCUGCAAAAUCCUUCAGUUUCUUCUGCUAUCCGGACAGAGUCCGUCGAGGAUGAAGACUCAAGCUAUAUUAAAAAGUUCCAUGUGAUAAUUGAUGCGCCUACUUUGCAAUGCUCUCUUACCCACGAAAACGCACUUGACGUAGUGGAUUCUGCUGUUUUUAUCGAAAACGAGAAAAAUCAGCUUGGCCCGAGAGACUCUGGAGAGAAAGUUGAGGAAGAAAAGGCAAUAAAGUGUUUGGUGGCAGAAGGGAAAUGGAUAAAGCAUUAUAAUAAUAACCACAGGAUACUGCUCGUAGGUGAAGGAGUCUUCUCUUUCUCUGCCAGUUUGGCUGUGGCCUUUUGUUCUGCCUCCAACAUGAUUGCAACUUCUCUUGAUUCCGUUGAUUUUCUGAAGAAAAAUUAUAAGCGUGCAAUGUCCAACAUCGGGAAGCUUGAGAGUAGGGAGUACAUUGUCGUGCAUGGGAUUGACGCUACAAAAGUUGCAAGUCAUCACUUGCUUGGAGGAAUGACAUUUGAUCGGAUAAUUUUCAACUUUCCGUUUGCUGGUUUUUUCAAUGACUUAUCUCGCGAGGCUCAACUAAGAAAGCACAGAAGACUUGUGAGUUUGUUUCUUAAGAAUGCUAAAGAAAUGAUUGGUGAAAAUGGUGAAAUUCACAUUUCCCACAAAACCAAUGGUUUUCAUGAAGAAUGGAUGUUAGAAUCAGUGGCUUCUUCCCACAGGCUUGGGCUCAUUGAGGCUGUGGAAUUCAAUCGGUUUGAUUAUGAAGGUUACAACACCAAGUGUGGAUUUGGGGGUGACAAAAAUUUCCAUUGUUACCCUAGCAAAACUUACAAAUUUGGUCUUAAAAGGGCACAAUUUCAUCUGUUAAGUUAGUCACUUGAUACAGUAAUGGAAAAAAUAAAUACUUUGAUAAUGGUAUGUAAAUAUUAUUUCUAUUUCAUGAGUGUUUAAACAACGGGACAACGUUUGAAUUUGGUGUGAUCUGCUUCUAAUG